Onychomys torridus (southern grasshopper mouse) is the source of this 684-nucleotide messenger RNA. Its product is annotated as 2'-5'-oligoadenylate synthase 1A-like. Gene Ontology annotation, biological process: defense response to virus; regulation of ribonuclease activity; negative regulation of viral genome replication. The annotation marks the transcript as partial. Gene Ontology annotation, cellular component: nucleoplasm; cytosol; membrane. Gene Ontology annotation, molecular function: double-stranded RNA binding; 2'-5'-oligoadenylate synthetase activity. The record is from RefSeq and is a predicted model, not a curated record. The transcript has 4 exons. Lineage: Eukaryota; Metazoa; Chordata; Mammalia; Rodentia; Cricetidae.
GCCUGUGAGGAAGGCACCACACUAGGACCAGUUGGGGGCAGGAUUUUCCAGGGCCACAUGGUGUUUGCAGUACUGAGGUAUGGGGCAUAUGGCUGUAUGAGGACCUUCUUGACAGGUCAAAUCAACAACAUCAAGCCUGACCCUGAAAUCUACAUCAAUCUCAUCAGUGAGUGCACCUCCCUGGGGAGGGAGGGUGAGUUCUCCACCUGCUUCACAGAGCUCCAGAGAAACUUCCUGAAGGAUCGUCCAACCAAACUGAAGAGCCUCAUCCUCCUGGUCAAGCACUGGUACCGACUGUGUAAGGAGAAGCUGGGGAAGCCACUGCCCCCCCAGUAUGCCCUGGAGCUGCUGACAGUCUAUGCCUGGGAACGUGGGAGCGGAGCCACUGAGUUCAACACAGCCCAGGGCUUCCGGACAGUCUUGAAACUGGUCACCAAGUACAGGCAGCUUCAAAUCUACUGGACAGAGUAUUAUGACUUUCAACACCAAUACAUCUCCAACUACGUGCACAGUCAGCUCAGAAGAGUCAGGCCUGUGAUCCUGGACCCUGCUGAUCCAACAGGAAAUGUGGCUGGUGGGAACCCAGAGAGCUGGCGUCGGCUGGCUGGAGAGGCUCUGGCCUGGCUGAACUACCCAUGCUUUAGAAAUUCGGAUGGCUCCCGAGUGCUCUCCUGGGAUGUGCCG